Molecule: messenger RNA, 2025 nt
Organism: Jatropha curcas
Lineage: Eukaryota; Viridiplantae; Streptophyta; Magnoliopsida; Malpighiales; Euphorbiaceae
Product: heat stress transcription factor A-1b
Biological process (GO): regulation of transcription by RNA polymerase II; cellular response to heat
Cellular component (GO): nucleus
Molecular function (GO): RNA polymerase II cis-regulatory region sequence-specific DNA binding; DNA-binding transcription factor activity
Source: RefSeq, a predicted model, not a curated record
AGUUUAUUCGUCAAUAGCGAUCGCUACGUGUCAGUUUAAUCUUGACCGUACGAUUGACUUACCCAUCAUUUCUCUCUUUCAUAUUUCUCAGUGGUUCUUUGAUCCUCUGCCUCCUCACUCUAAUACUGUGACUAUUAAAAUCCUCUCUAAACCCUUUACCAUUUCUCAUCGCACCGCAAUUUCCACAAAAUUCGGUUCAACCUUUGUAGAAUUUCUACUUCGAUCAAAUUUCUUUAUGGAGUCUGUGACUUCGAAUUCGGUGCCGCCAUUUCUGAGCAAGACAUAUGACAUGGUGGAUGACCCGUCUACGAAUUCGGUGGUGUCUUGGAGUAGCAAUGAUAAUAGUUUUGUGGUUUGGAAUGUGCCGGAGUUUCAAAAGGAGCUAUUGCCCAAGUAUUUCAAGCACAGCAACUUCUCUAGCUUUGUUAGGCAAUUGAAUACUUAUGGUUUCAGGAAGGUUGACCCAGAUCGCUGUGAAUUUGCGAAUGAGGGGUUCUUGAGAGGGCAAAAACAUCUCUUGAAGAGUAUAUCUAGGAAAAAGCCUCUUCAGAUACACAAUAAUCAACCACCUCUAGUUCAGAGCUCUAAAGUUCCAGCAGUCAUUGAAGUUGGGAAAUUUGGACUAGAGGAAGAGGUUGAAAGACUCAAGCGGGACAAGAAUGUGCUUAUGCAGGAACUUGUUAGAUUGCGGCAGCAGCAGCAAGCUACAGACAACCAGUUGCAGACUGUGGGGCACCGCGUGCAGGUAAUGGAGCAGAGACAGCAACAAAUGAUGUCAUUUCUUGCAAAGGCCAUGCAAAGUCCAGGGUUCUUGAAUCAGCUUGUGCAGCAGAACAAUGAAAGCAAGAGGCACAUUACUGGAGGCACUAAAAAGAGGAGACUUCCUGGACAAGGAGAAGAAAAUUUGGCAAGCAAGGUAGGCAGUAGUCCUCCAAAUGGACCAAUUGUGAAAUUCCACUCUUCAAUGAAUGAAGCAGCAAAAGCAAUGGUGCACCAGAUCCUGAAGAUUAAUUCAUCGUCUAGGCUGGAACCACCAAUGAACAACUCUGGUCCUUUCCUGAUUGGCAAUCUUCCUUCUUCCAAUGCAUUAGACAGCAGCAACACUUCAAGUCGAAUCUCAGAAUUGAUGCUUCCGGAGGUUCCACCAGCUUCUGGGCCAUCAAGUUUUCCUAUUGAUUCAGGGUUUUCUGUCAGUCAUACAUCUGAUGCCAUAUCUGAGGUCGAAUCCUCAUCUUGUGCUGUAAGUGACCUAAAUAUGGACCAUCUUUCUGAGAUGAGAGUGAAUAACUUGGUGCAAGACACGGUUCUGCCUAAUUUCAAUCGGAGAGAAAAUUUCAAUCGGAGAGAAGCAAUUGUUCCAGAAAGCGCCAUUGGAAUUCCUAAUACAAAUUUUGUGGGUUCUGAGAUUGGGAGUAAGGAGAACAUCAGUCCACUGUCAUCUGUUUUGGACAUGGAAAUGCCUGUAGAAGUGCCAACUGACGCCAUUUUUCCCAAUCAAGAUACAGAGGUUUUGGUGGAUGGGAUCCCUAAGCUUCCUGGCAUUAAUGAUGUGUUCUGGGAACAGUUCCUUACAGCGAGCCCAGUCACAGGGGACACAGAUGAAAGUGAUUCAAACUCACCACAGAGCCGCAUGAACAGGGAACAAGAAUUACAACCGUGGGAAGAGGAUGGAUGGGACAAUAUUCAAAACAUGAAUCAUCUUACAGAACAAAUGGAGCUUCUUGCAUCAGCAGGCACAAGGGGGUGAAUUUUCACCAAUUGUACAUACUUCUCUUGCUAUCAAAGAGUUGCCGUUUUGCGCUGCCGAGCAGACAUAAAAGCUUUUUGCUUAGAGAGAAGAUGGCAAGGCUUUUUUUUUUUUUUUUUUCCCAUUUUAAAGUUCAACCACUCUACUUUUUACCUUUAUCAAGUGUAACAUGGUAUUGUAGUCUGUGAUUGGUUAUGUGUGAAGGUCCUAAAUGAAUGAUAUUAUGCAAUAUUUUGUCACAAAUGUGGAAUGAGAAUGAGAAUUUCUUUCAAUACUAA